Kuraishia capsulata CBS 1993 is the source of this 711-nucleotide messenger RNA. RefSeq lists its product as uncharacterized. The record is from RefSeq and is a predicted model, not a curated record. Lineage: Eukaryota; Fungi; Ascomycota; Pichiomycetes; Pichiales; Pichiaceae. The transcript has a single exon. The coding region runs from base 1 to 711 and encodes 236 amino acids.
AUGUCUUCGAUUACCAAACAACAGUUGCAACAGGCGAGUACUGACGACCUGGCCAGAAUAGUUGCCGAGGCUGCCGAGAUCCUCGCCGAAAGACUCGUCACUGCGGAAGAAGACCCUCUCAGAAAGAAGCAAAAGGCAAGCAAAUCUGCGAAACCCGAAAAGACUGGAGAACGUCACAGUCGUCACCAUCGCCGCCAUAGAUCUCACCCUGGUCCACCGCCUGGUCCACCCCAUGGCCCACCUCCUGGGCGACCCCACGGACUUCAUCAUGGGCCACCCCACGGCAUGUUCCACGGACCACCCCAUGGGUUCUCGCAUGGCUACUGCGGCAACGGGUUUGGCGGGUUUGAGGGAUUUAGUGGGCCUCCACCUCCAGCACCACCUGGGGGCUUCGGACAUCCUUUCGUGCACGGACCUCCCUUUGAUGGCCGAGGUCCACCCCCUCCACCUGGUCCCUUCGGCCCACAUGGCUUCCACGAAUACCCAAGAGACAGAUUCGCGGACUUCCCUGGCUCUAGGGGUCCAUUUCCACACGGUGGAGGAUUUGGAGGAUAUGGCUCACCCUUCCAUGGACGAGCUUGGGGUAAACAUCACGGAUUCUACGGGUCUGAAAGAAAAUUUUCGCCCGGGUCAGAGUGCGAGUCUUCUGACAGCGAGUCAGAGCCAGAAACUGCCUCAUCCACGGAGUCUUUGGGUGAAAAGGAUGCCUGA